Messenger RNA from Cetraspora pellucida, 2451 nucleotides. The record is from the annotation of a GenBank genome assembly. Lineage: Eukaryota; Fungi; Glomeromycota; Glomeromycetes; Diversisporales; Gigasporaceae.
AUGGAUCCAACAUCUUCCUGUUAUUAUUGUAGUCGAAAGGUGGUCAGUUAUCCCAAAAAUUUAUCCAAAAAAUUAUGUAGAUCUAAUACACUCUCUAAUAAACCUCCUUCAUCAUGUGGAAACAAAGAUAUUGACACAUUUAUUCAAGACACAAAGUCUAGAAAACAACAUUGCGAUGAUUUCGUUGAGUGGAUACCUUAUUCGGAUAUCAAUAUAGAUAAGGCAAUUGCAAAAGGAUCUUAUUCAGAAAUAUUUGUUGGUAAAUGGGAACCAUUAAAACAAAUUGAAGUUGUCAAUCAUAAGGAAUCAACAAAUCUUGAUAUUGUUCUUAAAGUUUUGGCGGAAUCUAAAAAUUCUAAACCAGAAUUUCUUAAAGAAAUCAAAAUACACUAUCAAUGUCUGGGAAAAUGUGCUAUACCUUUCUAUGGUUUAACCGAACAUGCGCAAGGGUAUGCGAUGGUAUUAAAACGCGCGAUUUGCGGUGAUCUUAGGGAAUUUAUUGACCAUAAUGAACUCACAUGGAUAAAUAAAAUAGAGGUUCUUUCUAGUAUUGCAAAAUCUUUAAAUGCACUUCACGAAUUAAAUAUAGUUCAUCGUGAUUUUCAUUGCAAAAAUAUCCUCAUUGACGAUGAUACAAAAGUAUUUAUUAGCGAUUUUGGAAUUUCAAGUUCCGAAGAUUCUCCAACGUCUAAUGAGAUUAUUGGUGUUUUGCCUUAUAUUGCGCCAGAAGUUUUAAGUGGCGGACCGUAUACAAAACAAUCGGACAUCUAUAGUUUUGGCAUAAUUAUGUGGGAUUUAACAUCUCGUAGUCAACCAUUUUCGAACCAAUCUCAUGAUUUAGAUUUGGCUAAGAAUAUUGUUCUUGGUGGACUUCGUCCAGAUGUUGUGGAUGGGACUCCAGAGGCUUAUAAAAUGAUAAUGGAAAAAUGUUGGGACUCAGAUCCAUCAAAAAGGCCAAAUUCGUCGCAAUUGAUAGAAUUAAUAGAAAAUAUAAUUAAGAAUGUAAAACAUUUAAAUCAGCUUCCUUGCAUUAUUACUUCUAGAUGUAUACCACGAAUAGUGGAGACACCUGUUACUGUUGAAGAAACAACCUCUCCUGAAAUCGUCACGGAUCAAAAAGACGAUUCUAUUACCAAUCAAAAUAUUGGCGCGAUUGACAAUUACGAUGAGCAGCAAGGUUUCAUAGUCCCUAAUGAUGAAGUUGUUGGGAUAAUUAGGAUCUGUAUUAAAAGUGCUAAAGGCCUCAAAAAAUCAGAUUUUUGGUUUGCCUGUUCUAAUCCGGAUCCGUAUGUCCGCAUUAUGAAUGCUGCCGGAACUGAAAUAGUUCGUACUCGUGUUUGUCAUGGAACUGUUACCCCCAAAUGGGAUGAAGUUCAUUUUGUUUCUGUUUAUCGUUCGUGCGAAAAAAUUUCUUUUGAAAUCUUUGACGAAAAUCUUUUUGUAUCGGACAAACCUCUUGGUACCUUUGUCUUGGAUACUAAUACUUUAAUGAGAAGUGAAGACUAUUCUAAACCUGUUAGUGAUUGGUUCCCGCUUGAAAUUGGCAACAAGUCAACUAAAGGACAUUUAAAUUUGGAAGUUCAAUUUAUCCACACCGCCUUUACUGAUGAUCAAGAAUUUGUAUUUAAUCGAGAAACCAUUAAACUCCAUCACGUAUAUAUGCUUAUCAGCUGGCGCAAAGCAAAUGGAUCCUUUGAAUUUACUGAUAAAUUAGCGCAUUUCUUUAAUUAUAAAUCAGUUGAUGAAUUGAAGGAAGGUUUCCUCAAGCACAUAUUUUCUGACAAGGAACUUUCAAAAUGUGACUUGUCUAUAUUAUCUACAGCUCUUACGAUUAUGUACCUCAAAAUUUUGUGUUGGAAACAUUAUAAUGAAUGGAAACAAAUUAUCUCGAACAGUGAGGUGUGGGUCAGCAAAGAAAUUAACGGCAUUAAUACCGAGGAUAGAUUGUAUGAUUUAUGCAGAAAAUUCAUGAUUGAACGCUUUAAAGUAACCAAUCUUGAAAAAGAACAAUUGGAAAUUAUACAACCUGUCAAACCAACCAUCAUUACACGAAAGCAUAUCAUUAUCCGUUAUAUUCGUAAACUUAUUGGUCAUCAGAAUGAUAAUGGUUGUGUUGUUCUAAAUAAAAAGGUUGCUGAUUAUUAUGGCUUCAAAAGUGUUGAGGAAUUUUUACAACACUUGAGAAAAUACUUUAAAACAGAGCGUGUCACUAAACUUCAUCAUAAUGUCUGGGUAACUGCGUGCACAAUUUGGUACCUACGUUUAAUUGCUGUUGAUCAUCGACAUGAAUGGAUCGCUAAUUACGAGAAAUCAUCCAAAUGGCUAACAAGACAAUGCAAUGGAGAUACUAAUCUUGAGAAUGAAAUAAUGGAAUGUGGCAAGAAAUUCAUUGUAGAAAGGUAUGAAGUUGAUAAAGAAGCUAUUGAAGCUGAUUAUAGCUUCAUUGCAGCU